Molecule: messenger RNA, 2218 nt
Organism: Alligator sinensis (Chinese alligator)
Lineage: Eukaryota; Metazoa; Chordata; Crocodylia; Alligatoridae
Gene: CUTC
Product: cutC copper transporter
Exons: 4
Coding region: 525-1397 (290 amino acids)
Molecular function (GO): copper ion binding
Source: RefSeq, a predicted model, not a curated record
GUCCUGCCCAGGCAGGGGGUCGGACCUGAAGAUCUGCAAGGUCCCUUCCAACCCAACUUCUGUGAUUCUAUGACAUUGCUGGAGCAGCUCCUCUGUUGCGAGGGCGCAGCGGGGCAGAGCCGUGUGGCUGCGUGAGGGCUCGGGCAGAAGCUGAGUACUUACCUCGCGGCUCCGGUGUGGGCGUCUGUAACCCUGGCUGUGCUGACAUUGCUUAGCGCCCUGCGGGGCCCUCGUGGCCCCCCCAGGUUGAGAAUCACUGCUGCAAACAGUACAAAAUGCAGCUUCUGGACCAAAAAGGCUUGCAGGCAGGUAUAGAGAAGACUCACGCGGGAGUGGGGGGCAGGUGAGACACGAGGGCGAGAGCUGGGCCUGGGGCCUGGAGAGGACCGGGCUGGCCCAGCAGGAAGUCCCACGUGGACGGCAGGCCGAGGGGAGAGAGGAGGACCAGUGUCCGGGGCUGCCACUGAGAAAGCCCCCAAGGCAGAGCCUGCUCAGCUGAGCCGCCUUCUGCAUUUCCCUCAGGAAUGGCCGAUGGCUUUCUCAUGGAGGUCUGCGUUGACUCGGUGGAGUCUGCUGUGAACGCGGAGCGCGGAGGUGCUGGCCGCAUCGAGCUGUGUGCUGGCCUGAUCGAGGGAGGAACCACACCGAGCGUGGCAGGGCUGCUGCAAGUGGUGAAGCAGUGCGUGCGGGUCCCAGUGUUCGUGAUGAUCCGUCCCCGCGGGGGCGACUUCCUCUAUUCGGACCGCGAGGUGGACGUGAUGAAGGCAGACGCCCGCCUUGCCAAGCUGCACGGGGCCGAUGGGCUGGUGUUCGGGGCCCUGACUGAGGAUGGGCGCAUCGAUACGGAGCUCUGCAUGGCCCUGCUGGGAGCCAGAGCCCCUGGACCUGUGUCCAUGCUGUACCUGCCCAGCUGCCCCACACCAGCUUCUGAACCUUCCUGUCCUCCCAAAUAUUCAAGAGAAAACAUCAGCAGUGGAAGAAGGCAGACAGUGGGUGAACCCUGCGUGGCUAAACAGUGGGGGCCACAGCCCCCCUCAGACCCUGGGGAGGAAAGAGGCUCACAGUGUCUCCUCUGGGAGCUGCAGCCAGUGUGGGAGGCUGGGCUGUGUCUGGAGCUGUGGGGCCAGGCUGCAGCUGGCGCCCUGCAUGAGGUGCAGUGGGAGGAGGGCAGGUCCCUAGGACUUCCAGCUUACAGGCACUGGGCGGUCUGUUGGGGCCAAAGCGUUGUGUGGGGAACACAGUGGAUUUGUUUCUGCAGGAACCCCCUGGUCCUUGGAGCUGCCAGCGCUGAGUGCUGCUGCCCGAACCCGACAGCCCAGGCAGAGAAACUGCCUGUCCUGGCAGAAAGUUUUGGGGCCUCAGGAGAGUCUGGCUUCAGCUUUCCCAAGCAGUGCUGAGCCAGGCCCUGCUGCCCCUGAGAGGAAGAACUCCUUUGGGACAGGCUAGAAGCGGUCCCUGCAGGGGACGGUGUCUCUGGCAGGAGCGAGCGCCCCUCCGUGAAAGGCAGAAGCUCUGGGUGCAGUAGUUGGCCUUGUUGCCGUCUCUGUGUGAUGGGGAGGCGCAUGCUGGGCUUGGAGAGCAGCUGCUGUUGACACUCCCUGGAAGUGAAUGAAGUCCUGGUGCUCCCUGGUGUGUCCUGCCCCAGGAGGCCUCAGGACUGCCCAGGGCUCACGGCAGUCAGGGGGCACACAAUAUGCAAUCCUCAAAGAGGCAGGGCAGAUGCUGACACGCUGCUGCCAGCAUGGGUAGGGGCAGUCACCAUGGGAGAGCACGUAUGUGGGGGAACAUGGACACUGUUGGUGUCCAGGGAGAGGGUUCUGCAUUGGCUGGGUUUCUCUGAAAGUCCUUGGAGAUGUCCCUGGGUGCCUUGCAGUGGGACCUGCAGGCACAUGCCCAGUUUAGCACUGGUACCAGGGCCCCAUGGAGGAAUCUCUGCUGCUGGCAGGCAUUUCAGCCCUGUCCCUGCUGCGUGCCUUGUGCUUGGCUCCCAAUUCAGGUAUCAGCCCAUAGCCAUGUUCCCCGACUUGCUGUGUGCAGUGUCACUGGACCAGAGAACCACCCCUGAGCCUGGGAUCCCUGGGCCCCGCCCAGUGCAGCAGGGGAACCUCCUGGCACAGCCAUCUUCCCUGCAGGGCUUUGCAUGGCAGCCCUAGAAGUGUUGUCCCUGGGCAGGGACCUCUCCUUCCACGUGAAGCCUUUACUGACCAUGCACAAUCCU